AUGCGACUCUAUCUCCUACAAGCGUCUGCAACACUCCUGUGAGUUGAGACUGGGACGUUCGAACGCCUAACCUUUCCUAAGAUCAUUUGCCGCAAACGAUGGUGCGGGCGAUGGAGGAUAGGGCACAUGGUGUCUUCGGACCGGGGGGUUUGGCCGGUUGGAAUAUCAGUACUGAGGGCUUGCUAGGAUUGAUUACCGAGGCCCGAAGAAUCACGCAAACACGGUGUGCAGCGAGUUAUGUCAGCAAUGCGGAAAUUUAGUUGCUAACUUUGUCAUUGGCCGAGUACGAAUGCAGUCACUGGCGUGGACUCGUAUACGGUUGCUAGCAGUCCUGGAAACGUCUGAAGUUCGAAUAUGCGCAUCUACCGGGAAAUGACUGCCUCGAAGGGAGUCGGACAUACCGGUGACGACAAUUUUUGAUGAAGUUGAACUACGAAGUCGUGGCCACGGUAGUCGGGUGAACGACACCCAACUACAUUGACAACCGUCUGUUUCCUGAUCAUGCGAGCCGGGAGCAGAAAUCGGCAAGUCCGUAGAUCGAGCUGGUAGGUAGGCAGGCUGGAGAGCAUUGCUUUUUCAUAAAGACUGACGAAAGCGACGCAGGACAUCUCAGACAAAAUAGUGAUGGAGAACUCGUUAUCAGUUACUUCCGUGUGAGAUUCUGUCGGUCCCCUCGAAAUCAUACGUUUCGUCUGAAUCCGAAGAUCAAACCCUUACAUAAAGAAUGCAAGUGUUCAAUUUGGCUUUGUAGCACAUGCCAAAAGGCUAGUCUUCGAAAUGCUGGUUGCAGACUUCAUGAGAAAUGCCGUCAUGGAUAAAGCUGCGAGCAAUAGCCAGAUUUUCACCGCAGAAGCAAAGUGUCCCAGUCGUCCAAUACGCUAUUUUUGGCAGAUUUGAGUAAUUUGACUCAAUUUAGACAUACUCAGUCGCGUUGGUGGGACUCGAGCCCACGAUGGCAUUGGCAAGGCCUUAAUACAGCCAACACUCUCUGCCCCUAUGAUACAAAUAUCCGGCCGAUGCUGUGAGUUUAAUCACAUAUAAGCCAAGUUACACGUGUUAAAACGUUGGCAGCUCACUUCUUUCGUGGACUUGACGAAAGCCCUCGGCACGGUAAAUCACUAUGGGCUGUGGAAAAUCAUGCAGAAAUUAGGCUGGCCUGAAGGAUUCACAAAUAUGGUGCAUCGGCUCCACAGCGGAAUGGUGGCGCACAUCAUGGACAAGGGGACCAUGCCAGAAGCAUUUGCGUUAACCAACGGAGUGAGACAGGGCUGCGUACUCGCCCCAACCCUAUUCAGCCUAAUCUUUCCUGCCACGCUGAUGGAAGCCUACAGUGAUGAGCGCCUCGGGAUCCGCACCGCCUGCAUGGCCGACGCCCAUCUUCCCAACAGUCAGCACAUGCAGGCCUCAACUCGCCUCUCUAAGACUAUUAUCCACAACCUAAUCUCCGUUGGCGACUGCGCACUUCACACCGAGACAGAAGCUGACAUGCAACGGGGCAUGGAACUCUUAACCCUCGGACACCUUGAAGGAUCCCGUAAAGCAACUAAAUUUCAAUCCCAUUUCUUGAGAAGACUCCGCACAGAACCAGCCGGUCUGGAGAACAGUAAAGGUUGAAGCAGCCAUGUACAGAGCCAACCGGAUCGUAACUGCCAAAGCCAAAAUGAAGGCUCGCAAUUAGGCACGCCUGACCCGUAACGCCAACUCCCAACCCCUCCUAACACGCCCGCGCUGUUGGCGAACAUUUCGCGCGCGCGGACCGGCCUUAUCGGACGUCCGCGGACUCAAUGCACCAGCCCGACAACCUCAACCGCUGCCCCUUCUAAAGCCGCUGCUCCAAGUCCACGGCGUCCACUACAACGACCGCCCUCACCGCCGAUGCUCAACACCCCUGGGCUCCCGCCGUUGGCCACCUCUAUCUCUAUCAUUUCUGCCACAACCUCCACGGCGGCGAUGCAACCACCCCGGCUCGCCCUCCCACCACCGAACAAAACUCCCCCAAGGGCCCGACGACCACCACCCUCACCAUUACCACCCCCAUCUCCAGCGAUGUGGACUCGGUCCUAACCUAUCCUCUUGCGAUCGCACACUCACCUGACGCAUAG
Molecule: messenger RNA, 2102 nt
Organism: Spirometra erinaceieuropaei
Lineage: Eukaryota; Metazoa; Platyhelminthes; Cestoda; Diphyllobothriidea; Diphyllobothriidae
Source: the annotation of a GenBank genome assembly